AUGGAGGAAAGCUCAUACUCAGAGGUUCCUGUGGAAUUUUCCAGAAAGCAGAGGCUAUGUUGCUGCAGGGGGGUGAAGUUGGCACUCCUGGGGCUAUUGAUGGCUGCACUCUGGGCCGGACUGCUGACUCUGCUUCUCCUGUGGCAUUGGGAUACCACAAAGGAGCUGAAGCAGCUGGGAGAAAAGGCUGCCCAAAAUGUUUCCCAGGUUUCCCAUGAACUGGCGAAGCACAAGGGCCAGCAGAUAACCCAAGAGUCCCAGGCUGCCCAGAUGAUGCAGGAUUUGGAAACAAUUCUAGAGGAACAGAAGACGAUGAAAUAUAAAGAAUCUGAGUUCUCCAAGAACCUGGACGUGGUCCUAGAGGAUCUGAGCAGCCUCAAGUCCCGGGCCUUGAACACGAUGCACAGCGUCUGGAGUCGCCUAGAGAAGCUCCAGAAGGAGGUGUCGAAGCUGUGGAUCGAGCUGCGUGUGGCCAAUGGCUCCCAGUGCAACACGUGCCCCCAAGAUUGGGUCAACUUCCAGCGGAAGUGUUACUACUUUGGCAGAGGUUCUAAGAGAUGGCUGGAGUCGUGGAAGGCCUGCCAGCAGCUGAAUGGAAAGCUGGUCAGCAUCCACAGCCAGGAGGAGCAGGAUUUCCUUACCAAUCACACCAGCAAACUAGAGUCCUGGAUUGGCCUCCGGGACCUGGAGUUGGAGGGAGAGUUUAUCUGGAUUGACCAGGAGCCCCUCAACUACAGUAAUUGGGAUCACGGAGAGCCCAACAACCGAAUGCCCAGUGAGGACUGUGUGAUGAUGCGAGGCUCAGGAAAGUGGAAUGAUGCCUACUGCCUCAGACGGCUGGACAGCUGGGUGUGUGAACUCCUCGUCACCUGCUGA
This is a messenger RNA of Suncus etruscus (white-toothed pygmy shrew), 876 nucleotides long. It is a transcript of the gene FCER2, whose product is annotated as Fc epsilon receptor II. The record is from RefSeq and is a predicted model, not a curated record. The transcript has 10 exons. Gene Ontology annotation, molecular function: signaling receptor activity. NCBI's taxonomy places the organism in Eukaryota, Metazoa, Chordata, Mammalia, Eulipotyphla, Soricidae. Bases 1 to 876 code for a protein of 291 amino acids.